Messenger RNA from Mycena citricolor, 2166 nucleotides. The record is from the annotation of a GenBank genome assembly. NCBI's taxonomy places the organism in Eukaryota, Fungi, Basidiomycota, Agaricomycetes, Agaricales, Mycenaceae.
AGGGUCCCUUCGUAUUCGGAUCCUUCUGACCCUGUCAUCAUCGACGCAUUGACCCCGCAACGGGCACACGUUCUCCAGCCACCCCGCGCUGCACCCCGCGUGCCCAUCACUCGGGUCUCCACCCCGCAUCGCGCCAUCCUCGCAGCAUCGGAGAAUCACAUUCCCGCGCCGAGCAGGGGCAGCACACGGCACCAUGAUCAGCGGACUGGUUCCCGUUUCGUAUAAAGACGCGUGGGCGUACGCGAGCGCCAAGCUUGAGGACCUCGCGCAGACUAGGAUGCGCUCAGUGCUGUUUACCGGAACGCUCUCGCUGUGCGGCGCGGCGCUCGCCCAGGCCUCUGUGGGCUCGUAUGUCGCGAGCGAGGGGCCCAUCGCCAAGGCGGGGUUGCUGGCGAAUAUCGGUCCUAGUGGGGCCAAGUCGUCUGGCGCAUCGGCUGGUGUGGUCAUAGCCAGCCCCAACACGGUGAACCCGAACUACCUGUAUACCUGGGUGCGCGACUCGUCACUGGUGUUCAAGGUCCUCGUCGACCAAUUCACGACUGGGCAAGACACCACGCUGCUGGGCCAGAUCAACAACUUCAUUGCGGCGGAGAGCGCGCUGCAGCAGGUCUCCAACCCGAGCGGAACUGUGUCCACUGGUGGGCUGGCGGAACCCAAGUUCAACAUCGACUUGACUGCGUUCACUGGUCCAUGGGGACGGCCUCAGCGCGAUGGACCCGCGCUCCGCUCGACGACGAUGAUCACGUAUGCCAACUGGCUGGCGAAGAACACCAGCACGUCCAACGUCCUCAAUAAACUGUGGCCUGCCAUCAAGCUUGAUUUGGAUUACGUCGUGAACAACUGGAACCAGACAGGCUUCGACCUCUGGGAGGAAGUGGACUCGUCCUCGUUCUGGACGACCGCGACCCAGCACCGCUCGCUGCGUCAAGGGGCUGCGCUCGCGACCAAGCUCGGGCAGAAUGCGACGGCGUACGUGACGCAAGCGGAUAACCUGCUGUGCUUCCUGCAGAGCUACUGGAACCCGAGCGGUGGGUAUAUGACUGCCAACACGGGUGGUGGGCGCUCAGGGAUCGAUGCGAACACGCCGCUCACGAGCAUCCACACGUUUGAUCCCGCUGCGGGAUGUGACGCGAAGACGUUCCAGCCAUGCUCGGACAAGGCACUGUCGAAUCUGAAGGUCUAUGUGGACUCCUUCCGGUCUAUUUACGGCGUCAAUAGCGGUAUCGCGUCGAAUGCCGCAGUUGCGGUGGGUCGGUACCCUGAAGACGUCUACCAGGGAGGAAACCCGUGGUAUCUUGCCGUCGCUGCUGUUGCUGAGCAGCUGUACGAUGCACUCUUUGUUUGGAAGCAGCAAGGAUCGUUGCAAGUCACCUCGAUAUCGCUGGCUUUCUUCCGCCAGUUCGAGUCAUCCGUGACCGCAGGGACCUACUCCUCGUCUUCCUCGACGUUCAAAACGCUGACGGCUGCGAUCAAGACCUUUGCGGAUGGUUUCAUUGCUAUCCACGCCAAGUACACACCUUCGAAUGGAGGCCUCGCUGAGCAAUUCGACCGGAAGACAGGGGCACCAUUGAGUGCUCUGGACCUCACGUGGAGCUAUGCUGCCGCCUUGACCGCGUUUUCUGCCUACAACGGUGUUGCUCCCGUGAGCUGGGGAGCGGCGGGACUCUCUGUCCCCUCCACGUGCCAUACUGGGCCGCAGGGUCCCACGGCCACUGUGACAUUCAAUGUCGUUGCCACGACUGUCUUCGGAGAGAACAUCUACUUGACUGGUUCGGUUGGAGCGCUGAUGAAUUGGACGCCGACGAGUGCGCUGUUGAUGUCUUCUGCGAAUUAUCCCACCUGGAGCAUCACGGUGAAGGUGCCGGCCUCGACGGCGAUCGAGUACAAGUACAUCCGCAUCAACAACGGCGCCGUCACGUGGGAAUCCGACCCCAACAACCAGUUCACGUCGCCUGGUGAUGGGCAGUCGACGACCUUGAAUGACUCUUGGCGAUGAAAUCGCUUUCGCACUGCAAUAAAAAUAACUUGAUGUCCUUCAAAUUGUAUUCGUAAUUUUUCGCUGUGUGUUCCGUAAAGCCCGAUAUGUCUAGUCAAGGAACGAAAGAUUAUCCGCGUGGUCCUUCUAGAUGCGAAGAGAAGACUCGCUUGGUUUUCGCUCGAUUUCAU